CAACAACUGCAAUAAUUUGAAAAAAAAAAAAGCAUGCAGGGAAGCAGCCCAGCUAAUUGGGUGUCAGUACAAGCUGCACCUUCCUACCAAUUGUGCACCUUGCACUCAGGAAUUUCGUCGCACGCCUUCUUUCGGCCCCGCCCCGCUUCCCUGAUUGGCUGGUGGUACUUAGGGGAGGGAAUUGGUUGCCGUGGGCCGGAGGGUAGAAGCCUGAUGGGUGGUGAGGUAGCGGAGGCGAAAAGCCAUAUUCUCCCGGUUUAUCUGCUGGAUAGGAGGGGCCGGCAGUACAGGUGAAACUGUGACUAAUGUGCGACUUACUGAAGGUAGGGAACUAAAAGUUAUGGACGUGGGUUUGGAGCACCAUGCGUGAGUCCUGAGGAUGGCCAAAGAGCUGAGCCAGGAAGAGGUGCUGGACUUUCUGUGCCAGAGAGGGGGCAAAGUGGUCAAUGCUUCCCUAUUGGUGCACUUCAAGCGCUUCUUGAGGGACCCACAGGCGACGGAUACGGCGCUGCAGAAGCGGAGGGACAAGUUCAAGCGUUACGUCAACUCAGUGGCUGUUGUCAGGCAGGAGGGCAGUGUCAAGUACGUGGUGCUCAGGAACAGGUAUCGGGACCUGCUGGGAGAGGAGAUUCAGCCGCCAGUACCAGCAGCAGAAGAUGUGGGGAUCGAGGUGGAAAGAGAUCAAGUUGUGCUUCCGACAGGGCACGGACAAGACUACCUGGCACCUCCACUAGGAGAGGAGCGGCUGCAACAAACGAAUACAUGGCGAAGGGGUGACGUGAUCCUUGACUAUAGUGAAGCGGUUCCUUCAGGAAUCUCUCGCUCUCACUCCUGGGACGUGGGUGAAUCUAUCGGCGAGAAGACGCGGGUCAGUCCUUCACAAUGGAAUACAAAACGCUCUUACCCCGAGGAUCCGCCAAUAGCAGACAGUCGCCCAGUCUCGCCUCUCUGCACUCGUACCCGGCAGUCCAGCUUCACCUCCAGAUCCCCGGUGCUCACCUUCCGACCACCCACCCACUCCUUGUCCUCUAACAACCUCUCCUCGUCCUUCUCCUCGCCAGAAAGCCCUGGUCCGUUUGCCAAGACCUAUAAUUCCAGCCUUUCCCUGACUGGGACUAGGAGUAGUCUAAACAGCAAGGGGCAGCCACCUGGGAGACAGGGCUUCUGUGAAGCUGCAAAUGCUGCUUGUGUGAGUGUAACCUGCACAGAUUUAAAAGUACAAAGGGAAGGGUGCCCUCCUUGCACUGAACUCCUAGCACCCCAACCCAUCCACAAUUGGGAAUUCCCACAACCAGAGCAGCGCCGAGUCCUCAGUGCCCAAGCACACAAUAGUGAUUUGCACAGGGAACACAUGACAAAUGGCUUUUAUUUGCCAGAUUCUCCUUCUUCCAGGUACCCACAUCCCACACAACCUCGCACCUCCCUUCAGCUCUUGCAUGAGGCUGAUAUAACUCCAGAUGAUCAGGCAGCAGUUUCCUACCCCUCCCCUCCUCUUUCUGGGAAUGAUAUGUAUGGUAUGUGUAUGUGCCAGAUCCCUGUGUUUAGAAGUAUUAGGUGCCAGCUUUCCCUACAGGAUCUGGACGACUUUGUUGACCAGGAGACCUGUGGAAGUGAAGAGAGUGACAGUGGUGAGGGUGGUGAUUGUGACACAGAACCCAGGGAAGAUGAUGAUUUCUCUAGUGACUCACAUAAGGAAAGGCCUAUGCUUUGUGCUGAAAAAGAAUCUGAGCAUUUAUUUAAUUGUCACUUAAACAUGGAUUUUAAUGGCAAAAAUGAUCUGUAUAAUAGCCUGCAAGAGGAGGAUAGCACAGGUAUGAAAGACACUCUUGUUGAGCAUGGAAAUGUGGCAUGUUUGAGCAUUGACACUAACAAAUCUAUAUAUACUGCAAAAUCUUUCCUUACAGAUCAGGCACCUGUUUUAUUUGAAUUAGCAAGAAAUGUACCACCAAACAAAACAAGCUCAUGUUUUCUGGAGGCUUUUUCAUCAUCUGAUGAGGAAUUGCUUGACAGGGAUUACAGAAAGAGAAGGCGGUCUUCCCAUUACAAGAAAUCAGGCAAUGUUUCUGUAUCAUGUGUCCAGCCUGAUACAGACAGACUUCUUACAGCCAAGUUUGUAAACUCUAGCAGCUUCCUUAUAAAUAAUAACCUCUGGGAACCGAAUUCACAAGCACAGUGUAUACCGAAAGCCAACAGUAAUUUUGACCUUAAAAAAUCUGCAAGUCAGAAAUCUUCUGUGGUACCCUUGGAUCCGAAAGAACAUGAAUGGAUUGUUAAAACAGCCACUGGGCUAUGGAUUCAAGUUUAUGGCAUGUUCAGCAUAGAUCCUCACUUAGCUUUGCACAAAGAUUUUAUCACUGGCUACACUGCUUUGCACUGGUUUGCAAAGCACGGGUGUAUUGAUUUAUUUAACAAGGUUGUUUUUGGUGCCAAAAAGGCUGGAAUAGAACUGGAUGUGAAUGUGAAAUCCAGUAAUGGAUACACCCCUUUACACAUUGCUGCUAUUCAUGGGCAUCAUAAAGUUGCUGUUAUGCUGGUUGAAAAACUUAAAGUGAAUGUGAAAGCGAGGGAUAACAGUGGAAAGAAGGCUUGGCAGUACCUGAAUACUGCAACCUCUGGAGAAGUGUGGCAGCUUCUUGGCGCACCGAAAGGGAAAACGAUAUUUGCAUCUCGUGCCUUACACGCUGCUCAGAAUUUAAGUAUACGUAAUAAAACAUCUAGCCAGCUUACCAGAAAAUCUUCUCUGGCUGCAUUCCGUAAGACCCAGCAUCAGAGAUGGAAAGAAAACAAUCAGUCUUUCUUGAGGGAAAGGGAGAUCUAUAGUGACUGAAAGGUGGCAAACACCCAUCUUAUAUAGACAUGGGAUCAGUGCCCUCAUUUUAACAUAUGCAGAUACAUAUUUAUUUACAAGGCCAUGCACUGAUAUGCACAGAUACAUCAUUUGUUCAUUUUUAAUGUAAAAAGCAGACUUGUUUUAUUGUGUGUAAGAGUGCAAAUUCUGCACUUGCCAUUUUCCUUCUCUUGUGAAGCAUAUAGCGGGUAUUUCUACAAUUUUUAGCUUACCUUUAAUUUGCCGUGGGUGAUGGGAGUUGUUAUCUACUGCUCAUAAGCUGAGCAGUAGAUAACUAGGUACCUUUUUUUCCCUUAAGAUAUUUGGUGAAGUAACUACAGUCAUGUUUUUUUUAAACUAAAUGCAAUGUAAUCAUCCAACUGAAUUGUCAUAGGCAGAUAUUACUUGCUGCAUUAGCAUCACAUGACUGUUAUUAAGCUAUCACCCAGUUAUUUCUGUAUAUAAAAAUCAUGCACUGCAACCAUAGAUAUAUGCUGCAUAAGUACAGGUUUUAUUGUAUGUUACAAGUAUGGGAUGACUUAUCUGGAAACUGAAAUAACUAAUUUUUAAAAAUGAUUGUUUUUUGUAAUAAAUAGUACUUUGUA
Messenger RNA from Xenopus laevis (African clawed frog), 3432 nucleotides. It is a transcript of the gene sowahb.S, whose product is annotated as sosondowah ankyrin repeat domain family member B S homeolog. The record is from RefSeq and is a predicted model, not a curated record. NCBI's taxonomy places the organism in Eukaryota, Metazoa, Chordata, Amphibia, Anura, Pipidae. The transcript has a single exon. The coding region runs from base 380 to 2827 and encodes 815 amino acids.